CCUUAAUCAGAAAGGAUGGAGUUGGGAAAAGGACAGCUUCUCAGGACCGGGCUGAAUGCAUUGCAUCAAGCAGUACACCCGGUUCACGGCCUUGCCUGGACUGAUGGGAAUCAGGUAGUCUUGACUGAUUUACAGCUUCACAGUGGAGAGGCCAAGUUUGGGGACUCAAAGGUCAUUGGACAGUUUGAACAUGUGUAUGGCGUGUCCUGGGCCCCACCUGGUACAGCUGACACGCCUGCUCUGCUCGCUGUCCAGCACAAGAAGCAUGUCAUUGUGUGGCAGCUGUGUCCCAGCACUACGGAGACAAGCAAAUGGCUGAUGUCUCAGACCUGUGAGGUUAGAGAAUCACACCCUGUCCUUCCCCAGGGCUGUGUGUGGCACCCAACAAGUGCUGUGCUGACCGUGCUGACUGCACAGGACAUCUCCAUCUUCCAUAAUGUUCACUGUGACAGUUCCCAGGUAAAAGCGGACCUCAGCACCCAAGGCCUCAUUCACUGUGCGUGUUGGACCCAGGAUGGCCAGAGGCUGGUGGUGGCAGUAGGCAGCAGCCUGCUUUCUUAUAUUUGGGACAGUGCUCAGAAGACUCUUCACAGGUGCUCCUUCCACCCAGUGUGUGAUGUGGACAGCUAUGUGCGCUCCAUUGGAGCCACUGUGGACUCACAGGUUGCUAUAGCCACUGAACUUCCAUUAGACAAGAUUUGUGGCUUAAAUGCCUCUGAAACCUUUUACGAUGUGCUGCCUAGUGGUGAAGACACUUGUCUGUAUACUUUACCACUUAAUAAUGAAGCGCCCUCUGUGGAUAAGGAGGCAUUCACUUCUGAAACAAAUUCUGAAACAUCAGUUUCUGCAUUUUCUUCCUCUUCAGAUCCUCUGGAUCUAACUCAUAUACGUUUCAAUAGAUCUAAGUCUGAGGGUAGUUCUCUUAUUUGUCUAAGAAAAAAGGACUACUUGACAGGAACUGGCCUGGAUUCUUCACAUUUGGUCCUGGUGAGCUUUGGGAAAGAUGUUACCCAGACCAGAAAAGUCAGUAUUCCAGGCAUUCUGGUUCCUGAUCUAAUAGCAUUUAAUCUUAAGGCACAGGUAGUGGCAGUGGCUUCCAAUACUUGUAAUAUAAUUUUUAUCUAUUCUGUCAUUCCAUCAUUUAUGCCGAACAUCCAGCAAAUUCAGUUAGAGAGUAGUGAAAGACCAAAAGGCAUAUGUUUCCUGACAGAUAAAUUAUUAUUAAUUUUGGUAGGAAAACAGAAAUCCACUGAUUCGGCGUUUCUCCCUUCUUCAGCGUCUGCUGAGUACAUCAUUCGUUUGCUUGUUAGAGAAGUAGUGGUGGAGGAAGAGUUCCCAACAGCAUUGAGUGACGACCAGAGUGGCUGCUCUGCUUUCAGUGCUCUGUUAAAUAAAGCAGGUACAAAAAAGCUCAUUGAAAGUCUUUCCCCAGAUUUUGGUCACCAAAACAGAGGGCUCUUGUUAACAGCUAAUGGCAGUAGUCAAAGUGGAAGGCCUGGAACAACCCUUAUUAAAGAAAUCAAAAGUCCCCCAUCCAGGAUCUGUGAUGGCUCCAUAGCCCUAGAAACUCUAGGGGCUGAGCCUAUUAACUGGUCAGUAACACCGCCCAGACCCAGCAGCACACCAGACCACACCAGCACCCCAGAACCUCCUAAUUUGCCUCCAGGAAAGAACUUACAAGAGGAAAAGGAAAUUUAUCAGCUCUUGAAGGAACUGGAAAUUUUAUCUAGGAACCUGACUGAGGUGCAGCGAUGUCUUUCUGAACUCACAGACUUUCUACAUAAUGGAAAGAAAUCCUCUCCAGUGUAUCCACUGUCUCAGGAUCUGCCUUAUGUUCACAUCGUUUACCAGAAAUUUUAUUAUGUAGGUCCUGUUGUCGAAAAAAGAGCUGUGCUCCUCUGCAACGGCAAACUAAGGCUCAGCACGGUUCAGCAGACUUUUGGCCUCUCUCUUAUUGAAAUGCUGCAUGACUCCCACUGGAUCCUUCUCUGUGCUGAUAGCGAAGGCUUUAUCCCAUUAACUUUCACAGCCACACAGGAAAUAAUCAUAAGAGAUGGCAGCCCCAGGUCAAAUGUCUACAGAGACUCUUUGUCUCAGAGCCUUGAUCCUAGUCCUUCUCUUGAAGUCUUUAGAGACCUUACUGCCCAAAGUGUAGAUACCACUGGCUGUUCUAACCAUUUAGGCAGUAUGGCCUGAUGUUGUCUGCAGAGCAUUUGCGGCAUAGCUUUUCAGAUGAAGCCGUUACAAACGAGAUCUGUUUUCCACUGAGGAUC
Molecule: messenger RNA, 2273 nt
Organism: Ceratotherium simum simum (southern white rhinoceros)
Lineage: Eukaryota; Metazoa; Chordata; Mammalia; Perissodactyla; Rhinocerotidae
Gene: WDCP
Product: WD repeat and coiled coil containing
Molecular function (GO): kinase binding
Source: RefSeq, a predicted model, not a curated record